UUUUGACAAGAGUGAGAGAAAAAGAAAUAAAGAAUAGACAAGUACGGGGUGGGCUAGGGAUAGUGUGUGAAAAAGGAAAUCCCGACUCCCCGUCCCCGAGUAGCAAAAGCAAAGAGAGCAGUGCGCAGACAAGAAGAAGUAAUUACAACGGGGCAACAAAACAAAGGCAGCAGCAAACAUAGGAUUGAGAUUUGGAGAAAUCAAGAAACUCUUCGAACUCAACACGACACAGAAACAUGUUGCACAGCAAGACCUUCGUCAAGAAAACCAGAGGCGGCAAAGUUAACAAGCAAGUAAGAGAGCACUAUCUGAGAGACGAUAUAUACUGUGGAGCUCCUAUUUGCAAACUCUGCGAUUCCUCAGCUGCUCGCUUGAGUCCUUCUGCUUCCACCAUUCUCGUUCUCGACACCAAUGUCGUUCUCAACCAGAUUGAUUUGCUUGAGAACCCGGCGAUUGACGAUGUGGUCAUGCUAUCGGUGGUGCUGGACGAGGUUAAGAACAAGAACAUGGGUGUCUACAAUAGAGUUAGAGCUCUCUGCAGUAAUUCCUUAAGGAGAUUUUUCGUCUUUGCUAAUGAACACCAUAAGGAUACUUUUGUCAAGGAAAUGGCUAAAGAAAGUAAAAAUGAUCGAAAUGAUAGAGCAAUACGGGUGGCUGCUCAGUGGUAUCAGAGUCAUCUUGGUGGUGCAGCUCGCGUUUUACUUAUAACUAAUGAUAAGGAGAAUAAAAGGAAAGCUAUUGCAGAGGGCAUAUCUGCAGAGACAAUUGAGUCAUACGUGAAAUCAUUGGAUCGACCUGAUUUGCUUGACCUGGUAGUGCAACCUUCAUCAGAAGAUGUCGAAAUGGAAGAAGUUGAAGAUUUGAGACCGUCAAAGAGGAAAGUCAUUUAUACAGAGCACAAGCCCAUGUCUGAGAUUACUUCUGGUUUGCAUCGUGGAAUUUACCAUCAAGGAAAGCUUCGUGUUAACCGUUAUAAUCCAUUUGAAGCUUAUGUUGGGAGUGAGAGUAUCGGUGAUGAAAUAAUUAUAUAUGGGCGUACAAACAUGAAUAGGGCUUUUGAUGGUGAUAUAGUGGCAGUAGAACUUCUGCCCCAAGACCAGUGGCAUGAGGAGAAGUCUCUAUCCAUAGCAGAUGAAGAGGAUGAAGAAGAAGAUGUUCAUCUGGUUCCAAGUAGCGCUGAUGAUGCUCCUAGAACUACCAAUCUAGUGCAAGGUUCUGCUGGAGACACAAAUGCUGUCUCAUCUCGUCCGUCCGGCUGUGUUGUUGGUAUUAUAAAGCGGAACUGGCAUUCUUAUUGUGGAUCUUUGGAGCCAAUGCCUAUGCCUGCAGGUAGUGGUGGUACAGCCCAUGCCUUAUUUGUCUCCAAAGAUCGCAGAAUUCCUAAGAUUCGAAUCCAUACCCGGCAGCUUGAGAAUCUUCUCGACAAGAGAAUUAUUGUGGCAGUUGAUUCUUGGGAUCGUCUUUCUCGAUAUCCUUCUGGACACUAUGUACGGACCAUAGGAGAAAUAGGUGAUAGAGAUACUGAAAGUGAGGUGGUCUUGAUAGAGAAUGAUAUAAACUCGAGACCGUUUUCUUCUCAAGUUCUAGCAUGCUUGCCACCAUUGCCAUGGUCAGUAUCUUCUGAAGAUUUGACAAAUCCUAUUAGGCAGGAUUUGAGAGAUUUGCGUGUCUUUAGUGUGGAUCCCCCAGGAUGCAAAGAUAUUGACGAUGCACUACACUGUACAGCUCUUCCAAGUGGAAAUUUUGAAGUUGGAGUUCAUAUUGCUGAUGUAACCAAUUUUGUGCACCCUGGCUCCCCACUUGAUGAUGAGGCUUCACAAAGGGGCACAUCUGUCUACCUUGUUGAGCGACGAAUUGACAUGCUUCCAAAACCUCUAACGGAAGACAUAUGUUCUCUUCGGUCUGACGUGGAAAGGCUAGCCUUUUCUGUUAUUUGGGAAAUGACACCUGAAGCGGAUAUUAUUUCUACAAGAUAUACGAAAAGUGUGAUAAAAUCUUGCGCAGCAUUGUCUUACAUUGAAGCUCAGGCGAGGAUGGAUGACAGUCGAUUGAUGGAUCCAUUAACAACAGAUUUGAGAAAUAUGAAUGUUUUGGCAAAGAAAAUGAGGUCUAGGCGUAUUGAGAGAGGAGCCUUAACUCUAGCCUCUGCUGAAGUCAAAUUUCAAAUUGACACUGAAACUCAUGACCCUCUAGAUAUUGGUAUGUACCAGAUUCGGGAAGCAAACCAAAUGGUGGAGGAGUUUAUGCUUGCUGCCAAUGUUGCAGUUGCAGACAAAAUCCUUAAACACUUUUCUUUGUGUUCACUAUUAAGGCGCCAUCCUAGUCCAACCAGGGAGAUGCUUGAACCUUUGCUGCGGACAGCUGCUGCUGUUGGCCUCAACUUGGAUGUCUCGUCAUCAAAAGCAUUGGCUGAGUCACUUGAUCAUGCCGUGGGUGAUGAUCCAUACUUUAAUAAGCUGAUCAGGAUAUUGGCAACUAGAUGCAUGACACAGGCAGUUUAUUUCUGUAGUGGGGAUCUCAGUCCUCCAGAAUAUCAUCACUAUGGGCUUGCAGCACCUCUUUAUACUCAUUUCACUUCCCCUAUUAGGAGAUAUGCAGACGUCAUUGUACACCGUCUGCUUUCUGCAUCUUUAGGGAUAUACAAGCUUCCAUCAAUAUUCCAAGACAGACCCCAUCUAACUAGUAUCGCUGACAAUUUAAAUUAUCGACAUAGAAAUGCCCAGAUGGCGAGCAGGGCCUCAGUAGAGCUGCAUACUCUCAUCUACUUCAGAAAACGGCCCACAGACACAGAGGCCAGAGUAGUGAAGAUAAGAUCCAAUGGCUUUAUUGUUUUUGUGCCAAAGUAUGGUAUAGAAGGCCCCGUGUACUUGACAACAAGAAGCGAGAAGGGUGGUGGGGAAUGGUUUGUAGAUGAGCAACAGCAGAAGAUUAAAAAGAUGGAUGGUAGCCUCUCUUAUAGUGUUCUGCAGACGGUAAGAAUCCACAUGGAGGUUGUGGAGCCACAGCCCAACCGGCCAAAACUCCAGCUCACCCUUACUUAGAUGAGUCAAAUGACAUUUUACAUUGUAUUUCAAUAGCAAUGUUUUAUGGAGCUGUAAUGUUUGGUUUGAAUUAAGGGUGGAGCACUGUAGGGAUAGGAAUGCACAAAUACUGUAAUAUAGCUUGAUUUAGUUUAUAUUGAUUUUUUGAAUCUUGUGUGGUAUAAUUUCAGACUUUAUUAAAUUAUAAAUGUAAUGUCGUUCUAACUAAA
Molecule: messenger RNA, 3250 nt
Organism: Quercus robur (English oak)
Lineage: Eukaryota; Viridiplantae; Streptophyta; Magnoliopsida; Fagales; Fagaceae
Product: exosome complex exonuclease RRP44 homolog A
Exons: 24
Coding region: 237-3041 (934 amino acids)
Biological process (GO): rRNA catabolic process
Cellular component (GO): cytoplasmic exosome (RNase complex); nuclear exosome (RNase complex)
Molecular function (GO): endonuclease activity; 3'-5'-RNA exonuclease activity; RNA binding
Source: RefSeq, a predicted model, not a curated record